AUGUUGGAACUCGACACUUGUAUUGGCCUGAGUCCCGAAAAUGAGCUCAUUGCUCUUACAUAUGUCACUGAUAGUAAAGUUGGCAAGAAUACUACCGCGUUGAAAUUUGUCAAGAGCUCCUUUAUCAAAUCCAUUGCUAUCACCAACAGAAAACAAUCCUCCAAAGUCACCACCAAGAAUGGUCCCAAACAAGACCCGAAUACCCGAUUCGGUUCAUUUGAGUUUACGCCUUCAUUAGUGAAUACUUCUGAGCUGAAUGCCAAACUGAGAAAAUCGGAGCCCUCCUACAGGCGGAAGUUUUUGCUGGACAAAGCUCUGGAGUCAAGGUCCCACAUCUCCAAAGAGGGCCGUGCAGUAUUUGAGAGGCUCUUCAAGUUGUUGCCGGAAGGAGCAGUUAAAUGGAGCAAAGAUGAUAUUGUAAUCUUUGACGACCAUUUGAAGAUUUCGAAGCCAUACCGUUCCUCGGAUUGCAAGCUCUGCAACGGCAAAGAAGACUCCACCGAUUCUCAGAUGGUGUAUGUGCGCCAGAUCGUGGCAGGGGAGUGGAUUUCUUUCGAUUCCGAGAGAAAAGGUGGCUGA
Kuraishia capsulata CBS 1993 is the source of this 579-nucleotide messenger RNA. RefSeq lists its product as uncharacterized. NCBI's taxonomy places the organism in Eukaryota, Fungi, Ascomycota, Pichiomycetes, Pichiales, Pichiaceae. The transcript has 2 exons. The record is from RefSeq and is a predicted model, not a curated record. The coding region runs from base 1 to 579 and encodes 192 amino acids.